Molecule: messenger RNA, 5443 nt
Organism: Argiope bruennichi
Lineage: Eukaryota; Metazoa; Arthropoda; Arachnida; Araneae; Araneidae
Product: nephrin-like
Exons: 22
Coding region: 709-4530 (1273 amino acids)
Biological process (GO): cell-cell adhesion
Cellular component (GO): cell-cell junction
Molecular function (GO): cell adhesion molecule binding
Source: RefSeq, a predicted model, not a curated record
AGUUCCCGCCAGCAUCCAAGUGAAGGCGCCGCCGGAGAAAACUCUGUUCAGGCUUGUUGCGUGUCCGGUCGAAGGAAAGUGAGAGGGAGUUUGACUCGAAUUUUUUUCUCCUCCUCUCACUUUCUCGAUCCCUCCUCUCACUUUGAGAAGAAGAAACUUUAGUUGAUUUUCGCGCAAAUCAGCUGGUAAAACUUUUUCGUGCGCUCCAAGAGUAGAUCCAAAACUUGGAAGAAAACUUUAGCGGACGAAUCAAGUGUGUUAAUUUAAAUUUUCUGGGAAAAUAUAAUUGUCAAUCUUUCUAUAAGUGUUUCACUAAUCUAUAUGUUUACUUCCGUUAGACAAUUGAUUUAUUCAAUUGUUUAAAACAACUUUUUUUAUCAACUAAAAAUACGAUGAACGUGUUUUCGUAACUUCUCAUUCAUGCUCAACACAGGAAAAAUUUCUCUAUACAGAUCAGCCACUGGUAUUGCGAGAAUGUAUUAUUACUAUCUCUCGACAGUUGUGUAAUAAAGAAUUUUUAAAAUUCGGUUUUAGCAUAGAGAUUAAAACUUUUGAUAAAUGAUUUUAACACUCUGUGGAAUUUUCUAACAAUGGCAUUAUUUAUACUUCCCAAAGAAAGAAGGAGAAAUUUCUUGAAACCUUCCGUUUAUGAAUAAAAUGCUGGUGCUGUUAACAUCCAUACAUCAUAUUUGCACUCUUAAACUGUAAAUGUGCCAUAAUAUGGAAACUCUAAUUCUUCUACUAACAGUUUUACAAGUGGUUUUAGGUCAGCAGUAUUUCCGCGUGAAGCCUCAUGAUACAUCAGUUGUGGCUGGUAGAACGGCUGAGCUUCACUGUCAUGUUGGCAAUCGAGCAGGCUUAGUGCAGUGGAGUAAAGAUGGAUUCCUACUAGGUUACGAUCCGGAUAUACCUGGUUAUGAAAGAUAUGAAAUGAGAGUUGAUCAUACUCGUUCUGCUUACACUUUAUUAGUUCAUGAUGCCCGUCUCGAUGAUGAAGCAGAAUUUCAAUGCCAGGUUGGUCCAGGCAAGAAUGAAAAGCCCAUUAGAUCCGUUGCAAGACUGACAGUUUUGGUUCCACCUAAAUAUCUAUCGAUAAAUGACCUUCCUGACGGGAGUGAGAUCGAAGUUCGUGAAGCAGAGAAAGUUGUUUUACAGUGCCAGGCUCUCUCCAGCAAACCUGCAACAAUCCUGAAGUGGUAUAGGAAAAACAUCGAACUUAUGCCAGAAGCGUCUCGGACAACAGUGCGACGAGAAGGAGAGAAGUUAUAUUCUACUAUGAGUUCUAUAACACUCUAUCCUAAGGGAGACAUAAGUGGAUCAACUUAUACUUGUGAAGCGCUACAUCCUGCACUCGAAAAGCCUUUAAAAACAACUGUGUGUGUGGGCGUUUUGUAUCCUCCCCACCAUCCUGAAAUUAAAGGCUACCAAGAAGGAGACUUGAUUCAUGCUGGUGACCGCUUAUCACUCACGUGUACUUCGACUGGAGGCAAACCUCCUGCUGAGCUUCAGUGGUUACGUAAUGGUGAUAUCAUCCAAGGGAGCUUCUCAACUGUUGGUAGAGAUUCUACCAAUACCAUAUCUUUCACUGUACAGAGAAUUGAUAAUAAUGCAAUUUACACAUGUGCAGCCUCCAAUCCUCUGACUCCAGUACCUCUAGUAACAGCCGUCAAACUCUCUGUCGUUUUUCCUCCGAAUUUUAUUCUGAUUGACGGUCCAACAGAAGGUAACAGAGGGGAUACGAUUACUUUAACUUGUCGCUCUGACAUCAGCAAUCCACCGGCAGAGCUGACAUGGCUUGUAGAUGGAGUAACAUUUGAACCUCAGGAUACUACAUUUCAUUCAGUAGAAAAUGGCUGGUAUACUACGUCCAAUCUUACGGCCAUCAUCACUAGGCAGAACAAAAACAUUAAGAUAUUCACAUGUAUAGCUCAAAACUCACCCCGGCAUGAGAAAGUCUUCCAAACAUUCAAUGUCUCUAUACUGUAUCCGCCUGAAGCACCAACAAUAAUAGGGUAUGAUGAUAAUUCGGAGUUGCGAGAAGGUGACCAUCAGAGUUUCACUUGCUCAGCUUUGUCGGGAAACCCUCCUGCAGACCUGCGAUGGUAUAGAGGCGAAAUAGAAGUUCCAAGCGUGACAAGUCUUGUGUUAGGACAUAUAUCAAGCAUUUUAACUUUUGAAAUUGAAGCAUCGGAUAAUGAAAUAAGCAUUCGCUGUGAAGUAAAUAACAGCGCUAACAUGAAACCUUUGACGGCGGAAGUCAAACUUACAGUUUUGUUUGUGCCACAAAAUGUAACCAUAAGCGUGGAACCUCUUCAACCAAGAGAAGGAGAUACGGUAAAUUUGGAAUGCUGGUCUGGUAGCAGCAAUCCCGUUGCAUACAUAGUCUGGUGGAAGGAUGGAACUGUACUAAAGGAACAGCAUCAGUCUCAAACUGCAGAUGCCGCCUACGGAGGGACAUCCACAAGAAGUAGAGUUUCUGUACCGGUUACAUCAGCAGACCAUAGAAGUCGAAUUACUUGUGAAGCCAAAAAUGACGCAUUUCAGAGAUCUGUCCAGGAACAUAUAAUCCUCAAUGUAUUCUAUGCUCCUGUGUUUGUAACAGCAGGAAAAGUCGUAGAAAUGGUUGAAGGAAGAUCGGGUGAAGUGAAUAUGACUGCCAAAGGUUAUCCUGAAAUCCACACUUACAAAUGGAGUAAAAGUGGAUCGUUUAUUCCUCGUCGCACCGAAGGGUACGAUCAAUUACCAGGAGUUACAAUGGAUGGCUCUGUUCUCUAUUUCAACCAAGUAUCUAGACACGAUUCGGGAGCAUAUACUUGUGUCGCCCAAAAUAUAGAAGGAUCUGCUAGUGCUACCCUUACUCUCAAUGUUCUGUACCCGGCUGUUAUUUUUAACAUUACCGAGAAUGUCGAAGUUUCAGAAAGUGAAUCCGUACAGUUGGAAUGCUUUGCUGAUGGAAAUCCUUUAAGUGAAGAUACCAUUACUUGGAGACAUCAAGGCAAUUCAGGCACACGAUUAGCUUCAAUGAAUUCGGAACCAGGUCAUUCCAUUCUAACUAUUUCAAACUUAACGAGGAAUGAUGGACAUGUUUUGGAAUGUGUUGCUGAUAAUGGAGUGGGGAAUCCUUCAAUACGUGCAGCCCACGUGACUGUUUUAUAUCGCCCGGUGAUUCUGAAGUACCUGCUUCAAAAGCGAGUCGCUGCUGCUGAGAGGGAUUCAGCGGAAUUAGCCUGCAUCGCCUCAGGCUACCCUGCCGUUACGUUUGCUUGGUCAUUCAAUGGAUCCACUAUAAGCGCCGGCCAAUCGGACUCUCUCAAAUACAGUGUGAGACAAAGGCGUAAACAUGGCAAUGAAUGGUGGAGCACGUUAAUGGUGAAAUCGAUUACUGAAGGAGACUAUGGUGUUUACACGUGCAUUGCUGGGAAUCAGAUGGGCCAUGACUUUGUGCCGUUCAACAUAGUCAAAAGAAGUAUUCCGGAUCCACCUGAAGCUCUUGAAUAUUUGAAUGUUUCCCAUCAAGGAGCACUUCUAGUCUGGACUCCUGGAUUUGACGGAGGUUUACCUCAGUCCUAUCAACUUCGCAUUCAAAAGAAUCAAGGGCCCCCUGUAUCUUUCGUCCAUAUUCCAAUGAAUACGACUUCCUACUUGUUGAGUGGACUGGAACAAGGAACCGUCUACGAAGUGUCCAUCUCGGCUAAAAACACUCUGGGCGAGAGCUUGUAUACUCCUCCAAUUACUUUUAAAACCAAAAGCCUGCCAAUUAUGGAUUCUACGAUCUCCGGCCCUGUAUCCGGGGGUAGCUCAUCAGUGGAAUUCCUACCAACGUGGUUACUGGUUGCCGCAGUCAUAGGCGGCUUAGUGGUCGUGGCUAACGUUUUAGUCUGUAUAAUAUACAUCCGAAGGAAGCGGUGGUGUCACAACGCUCAAGCCUCCACGGGAUCUGCAGCUAGUGAUGAUGAGGCUUUAAGAGAGAAGAUGGUGAAGAAGAUACCCUCAGAAGAUCGCUCUCCGUUCUAUUUAACUGGGACCUCCGUCGACAUGCCCGUUGAUGGAUUGGAUGUGGACACUUUUCAACAAAAACCCCCGACCGUGAAGAUCCACCAGGUGUCAAGAGAAUCCAGUGAGGAUGGUCAAUCUUCUGGUAGACGAUGCGAUUGUGGAGGAAGACAGUGGAGUAGUACAUUGAUUUGCGGUGGCAGAUCGCCAGGAGAAGAGCACUCUGGAAAUCAGCAUGAACAAUGCCCGGAUAUAUUAAAACGAGACAGUUGCCAUUGCCAUUCCACCGCAUUACCAGGGAAAAGAGUGUCCGAGGCCGAGGUGGAGAUCUCUACAACUCUUGGAGCAGUGAUGUACGGCAAAAGUGAAAGAUCCGAGUUAGCCACCGAACCUCAGGAAUUCAUGUGCAGAGAUAUGCCAGGACCUCCUCAAAUCACGCUCACCACAUUUCAGUCGAAGUCAGAGCUACCAAUACGCCAUACUAUAAUUGGACCGAAGCUCGAAACUGUCAUAAAUGGACACGAUGAAGACAGCUGAGACACAUUUUGUUAAGCAUAUUGUUUGGUGUCUUUAAUGUAUAUUUAACGCUACAUGAAUAUCACUGUGUGCUUUUUGACCAAAGUCUAAAAAUGCUGCUAUACACAAUUGAAAAUCGGCUAACUACACCGUGCUUUCAUUGCUCAUAAGAUGUUACGAAAGCCAUCCGAAAAUUAUUGUUGUCUCAAUUGCGUUAAGAAUGGUGACUUUGAAACAUUUAUUUGAGUAAACUUGUACGCUUUGUCCUCGGAUGUCUCACAUUCGAUAUGUAAGCUGAUUUUAUUAAUAAUGAUUGUUGUUGUGUGAUGCCAUUAUUAUACUGUAUACACUAAUUACUUUGAUUUCCGUUUCGAACACCUUUGCUAUCAUCAUGGAUGCUUUAUUAGUUUACCGAGAAUUCAUAAUUGGAUAUCAUAUCCUGAUUUCUGUUAUUAUUCACAACAUAUGACAUCUGUUUCUAUAAAAUAUACGAAUUUUAAGUUGACUCAUGUGAUUUUUAAACAUAGAAAAAUAAAUAUUUAAUGUCUUGAAAAAUCUGGUGCUCUUCAAGAUUUGUAACAUAGUUAACUCUUUAUUCAGAAAGGCGGGUUUUAUGCCAUAUUUCACACAAAAGAAAGAUAUAAUAUGGUGAAAAUGAUUGUAAUUGUAAACCAAGGGAACUAUAAAAUAAACAGUGCAGAAAUAUAUUGUGUGUGAUAGACAGUUUUUAAAUAUUUAUUAUUACAAUUAAGAUGGUGUAUUGAUUAGGGAAGUCUAGAUUUAGGAACGAAUGCAGCAUUAAAAGAAAAGACGUUCAUUUGCAUACAAUUAUAACAAGUAAAAAUAUUAAGAAAUUUCUAAAAUUACAUAAAGCUCAUUUUAUUUUUAAUUAAGUAGCAUACAUACACAGUGCGAUCACUUUUUUUAACUUAAA